AUGAAUCUAAAGACCCUGUGGAAUUCUGUGCGACAGUAUCAGCAACCACGGUGUCUCUUCCGCGGACAAUAUGCAUCAACUCGCCUCUUGCGGCGUGAAGCUGGCUCCGGCCUUACUCCGGUGUUGAAGACUCAAGUACGAAACUCAUCUACCGCCGCUCCUGACGCCUUGAAAUCUCCGGAACAAGUCAAGGUCACUCUACCAGUAUGCUGUCCAGGAUGCGGCGCGUACUCGCAAACCGUCGAGCCGAACGAGCCUGGAUACUAUGGCAAAUUUCGAAAGCAAACACGGAAGCUCUUGUCAGAAGCGCAAAAGGAAUCAUUGGAGGAACCUGCGACGCAGGACGCGGCAUUCACCGUACAACAAGCUGUUGACAACCCGGAGCCUGCUCCUAGGCUACGCCAAAAGGCCGUGAUCGAAGAUGCGGCGGACACCGUUAGCCAGUACCUCGAGAAAUCGCAAUCACCGGUGCAAGUUUGCGACAGAUGCCACGACCUUCUACAUCACAAUAAGGCGGUAUCCGCAGUAUCGCCUACAAUACACUCCAUUGGAGCAUAUCUUGACGAAUCACCGCAUAAGCGGAACCGAAUUUAUCACAUUAUCGAUGCCGCAGAUUUCCCUAUGUCGGUCGUCAACGGUAUAUAUAAAGAUCUUGAGCUCCAAGAGCAGCGCUCCCGGAAUCGACGAUCUGCAACGUAUAAAUACAAGCAUGGGAAGCAGCUAACAACGAUCUCGUUCGUUAUCACUCGCUCAGACCUUCUAGGCCCCACAAAGGAGCUGGUUGAUUCGAAGAUGGAAUACGUUCGGUCAGUCCUUCGUGAGAAGUUGAACAUCUCAUCGGAGGAAUACCGCAUGGGCAACGUGCAUAUGAUCAGCGCUCACCGAGGCUGGUGGACCAAGAAAGUCAAGGAGGAGAUGAGCGAGCAUGGAGGUGGUCUUUGGAUCGUGGGAAAGGCCAAUGCUGGAAAGAGCAGCUUUGUGCAGGCGUGUAUUCCAAAGGACUCACGGAAUCUGGAAAAGUUGGCGGAGCUCAUUGCACGCCGCGGUGAGGCGUCAACUGCUCCUAGCCUAAAUGAGCAGCCUGAUUUCGAUUCUGAUAAUCUGCUUCCGCCUGCUCCGAAGGAGGAUCUCUAUCCUGUUCUUCCGGUUGUGUCGUCCCUACCUGGAACCACAGUUUCACCUAUUCGGAUUCCCUUCGGCCGCGGUAAAGGUGAAAUCAUUGACCUCCCGGGGCUUGACCGCGGCGACCUAGCCGACUACGUUCUGGCUGAAUACAAGCGAGACCUCAUUAUGACCAAGCGCGGAAAGCCUGAGAGACAUACUAUCAAGCCCGGACAGUCCUUGCUUAUUGGUGGCGGCCUUGUACGCAUUUCACCUCUGGAUCCUGAAACUAUUUUCAUGGCUUCGGCCUUCAUUCCCAUCGAAACUCACUUGACGAGGACAGAUAAGGCCGUAGAGAUGCAGGCUCAGGAACGCUCAUAUCCUGGAACUAAUAUCGUCAAGGAGGGCACAGGAAAACUGAUCAAAUCCGCCGGAACUUUCGACCUAAAGUGGGACGUGACCCGCUCACACCUCCCGACAUCCAUCGCAAAAGCCGUGGCAGACCAUGGGAUCAAACCUCCUUCCUUGCCGUACAAGGUGAUGUCCGUCGAUAUCCUGAUUGAAGGAUGCGGCUGGGUUGAAUUGACUGCUCAGAUUCGCGCAAAGCAGCAGGGUGGUGAGGGUGAAGAGGGUGCGCCGUCCUUCCCACAGGUUGAAGUGUUCUCUCCUGAGGGCAAGCAUGUUGAAGCACGGCGGCCCAUCCAGAGCUGGGAAUUCCAUGCGAAGAAGGCGGCGGCCAAGAAACGAGAAACCGGUGCUCGCGGUCGUCGGAACGUUGGACACAUGAAGCGGAAGCAGACAGCUUAG
Messenger RNA from Aspergillus mulundensis, 1908 nucleotides. RefSeq lists its product as uncharacterized. Gene Ontology annotation, cellular component: mitochondrion. The coding region runs from base 1 to 1908 and encodes 635 amino acids. The record is from RefSeq and is a predicted model, not a curated record. Lineage: Eukaryota; Fungi; Ascomycota; Eurotiomycetes; Eurotiales; Aspergillaceae. The transcript is spliced from 2 exons.